AUGUCCCACCUUCGUCAUUGGCUCCCUCUGCACGAGCAUGAGAAAUACCUCAAGACGGUCAACCAGGAUCCCGCCCACCUAGUCAACAUCCAGCCUCACAGCAUCGAGGGCGGCGAUCCGUAUUACAUCGGUGAUGUCUACCAGGCUCGGACUACUCCCCAAGGAUGGGAGCUCGAUUGUUCGGAAAGGCCGUAUCUCUCUCACGUCAAGGCGCUGUCGACACCGCUGCCUCAUCUGCGAUACCUUGCCGAUUGGAUGGAGGUGACAUGCGCGCCGCCCAAAUGGAAAUUCAUCAAACAGAACCCACAGAACCAGGAGCACCGCGCACAGAGGGCCUCGGUCUGCAUGCUUGAUUUCAGGGACGGGAAGCUGGUCGAGGAGCGGAGGUUCGCGCACGCGAGAGACGUGGCCGACCGCCUCGGCCUCCCGGAUCACGACGACGUCGAGUCCCGGCUCUUCAUCGUCGAGGACCUGUCGCGGGACGUCAUAGAGGCGCUCGGGGCCCGCUUCGACAUCGACCCCCUGUUCUUCAGGUCCCAGAUCAGCGACUACCUGUGGUACAACAUCAAGGACCCCUGGGUCGAGCUCCCGGACCUAGACCUCGUGCAGCAGGAGCGGUCGCACUUCUGCAUGAGGUACAUGCGGGCCCGGUAUUUUAGGAGCCCCGAGUCCUUCGCGGAGGCCACCACGGAGACGGGCAGGUUCAACGUGCUGCGCCGGCUGGACAGCGACAAGAACCACAAGACCGUGCUGGACGAGCAGGGAGAGAACGUCGCGCUGGCGAGGGCGAAGGCGUCCGUCUGGAUACGCCCAAACAAGGCCCACGAGUCCGGCGUGCUGGGGAUCAUCCUGGUCGACCCCACGGUGAAGGAGGGAUUCUCCCUCUGGGGCGGGUACCGCAGCUUCUUCAACUCGACAGGCAUGCCGGAUCCACGCGCGCAGCAAUCCGGGCCCGAGGUGCCGCCCGCGCCUUCCAGGAAAUCGCUGUUCGAAGACGUCGUGUUCUGGUCGAAACACAUGACAGAGAGGGACCUCGAGGCGAUCGCGAGCGACCCGAGGACGAUCGCCGUCCAGAUGUACAAACUGGUCAUCGCCGAUUGGCUCACGCUGAUCAAGUACAUCACGGCGCGCCUCGGUCAGAUCGAAUGGGAGCUCGAGAACCCCGACUUCCGCAAGGACAGCGCGGGCGUGGACGCCUCGCUGCAGAAGCUGCACCCUUGGCGGAGGAGCGUGCCCCUGUACCGCAGCUUCAUCGCGGAUACCAUCGACAGGAUCUUUCCCCAGGAGCUCGCGCAGUACGCGAACCGAAUCGAGCGCAUCGUCGCCGUCGCCACGGCCAUCAUCAGCAUCGAAGAGAGCCGCCGGGCGAUCGCGCAGAACAAGAACCUCGCCCGCCUGACCUACCUGGCCAGUAUAUUCGUUCCCAUGUCCUUCGUCUCGAGCUUCUUCAGCAUGAGCGAGGACGUGACCGCGCUCUCGUCGACGUAUUGGAUUUACUUUUGCACAGCAUUGCCGCUGACCAUAGUUGCCCUCUGUGUCGCAGAUUUCUUGCACGUCCAGAAGCUACUGAGUUAUAUUGUAGGGAGGACGGGCGACGGUCUGAAGGCCAUAAGAGAACCAACACCCCCUACGAAGAAGACUGAAAAGUAGAGUUUUGAUGAGAGAGUCGCCGAGAGUGUCCUACAGGUCAAAGAUAUCACAUGGUUGGAAAUGUUGGAAUGGCUGUUAGAUGGGAAUGGCUGUUAGAUGGGCAUGGCGUUCAUGAAUACCA
Truncatella angustata is the source of this 1771-nucleotide messenger RNA. RefSeq lists its product as uncharacterized. The record is from RefSeq and is a predicted model, not a curated record. Gene Ontology annotation, cellular component: membrane. Gene Ontology annotation, molecular function: metal ion transmembrane transporter activity. The transcript has 3 exons. Gene Ontology annotation, biological process: transmembrane transport; metal ion transport. The coding region runs from base 1 to 1650 and encodes 549 amino acids. Lineage: Eukaryota; Fungi; Ascomycota; Sordariomycetes; Amphisphaeriales; Sporocadaceae.